AUUCCUUUUCAUUUUUGUUCCAUUUUGCUUCAGGUUCGAGAGCAGAUUUUAGUUGUUUUUUUAUCAUUUUUUUAAAUAAAGCUCCUUUAUUAAUCUUAUGGUAUUUUUAAUUUUAUUGCCUUUUGAAGUAUGUACUUUUUGUUUCUAAAAUUUUUAUUUUUUCUAUUCAUAGAUUUAGUUUUUAUACAUGCGGAGAAGCAUACUUUUUUAAUCACUGGAAUUGUUGAGCGCUAGUGCCAACAUUCCCAAUUCCUGCCUCUUCAAAACGAGGAAUUUUGCAAAUACUCGUAAAUGGCAUACUAUUCGCCAGCCAGUAACAAAUCAUUUCCGCCCCAAAAUUUGGCAGCAUCUUCGUCCUCAAUUAGUGCGAGUAAUUCACCUGGUCGGCAGAGAUUGCCGGUUGUGGUUAAGGAGAAAUCGCCGCAGAAAAAAACGCCGACCAGGAGUAGAGGACAAACUCAACGCAGGGUUGCAGCACUAUCUCCAGGCGAUGCUUCAAGUUCAGAAGCUUUGGCGAGCACAAUCGCUUCGGUAGCAUCUGGUGGGGGUAGUCUCGAAGAAUUUGAAAAAUUCUCUGCCGCAACAUCAUUAGGAUCCUCAUCAAAUUCUUCUCCCUCUUCACUCUACACUAAUUCAUUAAAUGUUCAUCCCGGUCCUUCAACUUUUUCUGAACAACUGUCAGCAUCACAAAACAUAAUACAACCGCCGUCUUCUUCCAAACGCCGGAAGAAUUGUAGUAGCUCUUCUGCUUUAAACUCAACUCAGAGCAAUCAAAAAAUAAAUCAGCUGUUAUUGUCAGAUUCACCUAAUGCGUCAUUGGGAACACUGGUGGAGAGAAAUAAAAGGAUGGGUCCUCUUUCGGCCUCACAAUAUCAGCAUAUUCAAGAGGUACAACAACAGCAAUGUAGAAUUCAUGUUCAAAAUCCUCCCCAAACUCAUGGAGACUUCCCUGUGACCGGAACUAAAAUACAGGUUGUUCAUAUGCAACCAAGUCCUGCCGCUGCUGCUUCUUUAUUAACUGGAGCUUGUGAAUCGCCUCAACAGGUUUAA
Meloidogyne enterolobii is the source of this 1050-nucleotide messenger RNA. The record is from the annotation of a GenBank genome assembly. NCBI's taxonomy places the organism in Eukaryota, Metazoa, Nematoda, Chromadorea, Rhabditida, Meloidogynidae.